Messenger RNA from Oncorhynchus masou masou (cherry salmon), 2026 nucleotides. RefSeq names its product left-right determination factor 2-like. NCBI's taxonomy places the organism in Eukaryota, Metazoa, Chordata, Actinopteri, Salmoniformes, Salmonidae. The transcript is spliced from 4 exons. Gene Ontology annotation, biological process: anterior/posterior axis specification. The record is from RefSeq and is a predicted model, not a curated record. Gene Ontology annotation, cellular component: extracellular region. Bases 721 to 1797 code for a protein of 358 amino acids. Gene Ontology annotation, molecular function: growth factor activity; transforming growth factor beta receptor binding; cytokine activity.
UGGUAAUAUUUAGCCUCUUUAAAGAAAUAUACUUUAGUAUUGAUCUAAAUAUUACAUCUAUCUAAAAGUGUUCAUAAUUAGUGAUGAUUUUUGAAAUAUUGGAACAGGAUGCAGACAUUUACUCCAACCAGUUUGCAAUCCUCUCGUCCUGCAAACUAACAAUAAUUAAAACUACUACAAAUAAAGUAGGCUAAUACAUGUAUGCCUCUGGAUCAAUUCACUAUUUCCAACCCACAACAAUCUAAUAACUAUACUGUCUUUAGGAGUUUUCUUACCUCAAACAUCUCUGCAAAGUAAUGCUUUUGUGACAAGCAUCCAAGACUUCCCAUUGACAUUGAGCAGACUGAAUUUGACAAACGCUUUGUAUGAAAUUGUAGGUUAUAAAUUGUAGAAAUCCCUGUAUGAUUCUAGAGGAAUGGUGUUCAAAUGACCCUAUACAUGAAACGGAUACAAUACAUCGUUUGGGAGAUGGUUGCCUUUCAAGUAUGGCACUUCUGAUGUCUUGACCGGUACGUGGCUUCUAAUGUCACACCUUUUGUUGAGAUAGCCUAUCGGUCCCCAUCCCCCUCCUCCUCCUCAAUGUGUGAACGACUGACUGGGAGGGCCAGGGGCUUAUAAGGGCCGGCCCGAUGUCAGAGUGCCACUGUCUCUCUCUGAGCUACUUUGCAGCUGUACUUCUCUCCUCUCUGCUGGACAAGACACCCUCUUAGAAGAUUUACGAUGGAUUUGCUCCGUGUUUGCGUCUUGUGCGCUGCUGCUUUCGUCACCGUCUCCAAGGCUUUUACGCACAACGACAUGAAGGAUGCCCUGCUUCAAAAACUUGGGCUGGAUGAUGUUCCGAAAAUUCACAAAAGGGACUUGGAGAAUCUUGUCAUCCCGACGCUCGUUAAGAAUAAAUAUAUGUCAAUGCUGAAGCUGCAUCACGACAGGCGGCGCAGGUCUCUGCCGAGCUUGGCGGGGAUCCUGAGGGGAAUUCGAGGAAAUGCAGACAUCUCUGGGGUGUUUGUGUACUCGGACACCACUCGGCAACGGAUGGUCUUCGAUAUGGAUACCCGCAUCCCCCAUAACAGCGAGGUGACCAUGGCCGAACUGAAACUGUACAAUAAAGCCCCUAACAAGCGCUCCAUGCCCGAGAGGAGGAACCACCGGCCAGUCAACAACGCCAGAGUCUCCAUCUACUGGGUAGAUAUGCUGGAGAACGGCUCUAACAGAACCUCUCUGGUGGACUCACGGUUGAUCCCCAUCCAUGAGACCGGUUGGAAAAGCUUUGAUGUCACUCAGGCUUUGCACUAUUGGUCAAAGACGCAGCAAAAAACACCUAUGCACCUGGAGGUGUGGAUCGAGGGCGAGAGACCUGGCAGCUACGCGGCAGAAAUUGCUAAGAGUGUCCACUUUACCACCCAGGACCAGGCGGACAACACCUUAGGAAAACCUGAGCUGGUCCUCUACACGCUCAACCUCGAAGAGUUUGGGUCUCGAGGCGACUGUGAAAACAACCCAGAUAAGGACACGUGCUGCAGAGAUAAAUACUUCAUCAAUUUCCGCGCGCUCACAUGGACCCAGUACUGGAUCAUCGAGCCAGCGGGAUACCAGGCCUACAGAUGCGCCGGGGGAUGCAAGCAGCCCAAGCGCAACUAUGGCUACGGGGAGAGGAAGUGUAGCAUCGCAGAGAGCGCUCCGCUGCCCAUUAUGUACCUGGUCAAGAAGGGCGACUACACCGAGAUAGAAGUGGCUGAGUUCCCCAACAUGAUCGUGGAGUCAUGUGCCUGCACCAUGGACAACAUCUCCAUAGUUUGAAGUUAAGUGUUUGGGACUGGGCAGGGCAGGACGCCUCCAAAUGGACUUACAGUACUUUUCUAUUUAAAAUGGGAAUUCUCAGGGAGAGUUGCAGGCAAUGAUAAGAGGGAGCACGGCAGAUCUCUUGAGAUAAACUAACCAAGCACUUUAUUAUAUUUUGUAAAUAAUUCAUUCAUAAGUUUGCCUUUGUAUGAAUGGUAUACUGUACCACUCAGACGAAACUGUCAAG